UGCAGUCAAAUCAGUCCUCGUGAUGGCAGGUUCAUUGAAGCGUGAAAAUUUGGACAAACCAGAAGAAGUGGUGCUUAUUCGGGCACUUCGUGACAGCAAUCUGCCAAAGUUUCUCAAGGAUGAUGCGGUCCUAUUCAAGGCUAUUCUCCAAGAUUUGUUCCCGAGCGUUCAGCUGCCCGAUCAUGAUUAUGGCCGAUUCAAGGCUGAAAUUGAGCUGGCAAUUCAGCAGGCUGGCCUACAGGUGGUCGACGCCCAAACCUCCAAAGUUAUCCAGUUCUGGGAGACCCUCUUAGUGAGGCACGGCGUCAUGCUAGUCGGCCCGACUGGCGGCGGCAAGACGACUAUUUAUCGGACACUCAUGCAAGUGUUGCAGAACCUC
Molecule: messenger RNA, 379 nt
Organism: Protopolystoma xenopodis
Lineage: Eukaryota; Metazoa; Platyhelminthes; Monogenea; Polystomatidea; Polystomatidae
Source: the annotation of a GenBank genome assembly